Messenger RNA from Lontra canadensis (Northern American river otter), 1898 nucleotides. It is a transcript of the gene CMC2, whose product is annotated as C-X9-C motif containing 2. NCBI's taxonomy places the organism in Eukaryota, Metazoa, Chordata, Mammalia, Carnivora, Mustelidae. Gene Ontology annotation, cellular component: mitochondrion. The record is from RefSeq and is a predicted model, not a curated record. The coding region runs from base 1 to 492 and encodes 163 amino acids. The transcript has 5 exons.
AUGCGCCUCAGAGGUCAGGAGCGGAGAGGGCUGGUCAAGCCGUGCGAGGUCAGCUGUGGAGGGCGUGAGAGCCUUCACCACCCGGAGGUGGCUCAGCUCCAGCGUCCUGACUGCCGCCUUUUGAAUGGGGAGUCUUCGCUGGUGACUGUCGCUUCAGCCCUCCUGUUGUGGCCGCGAGUCCGAUUCUUAAGAGUGCAGUUUCCGUGGUCCGGGUCAUUUGGUUGCUCUGCUGUGCUCCGUCACCUCCUAAAGAUGCAUCCUGACUUAUCUCCACACUUGCACACUGAAGAAUGCAACGUCUUGAUUAACUUACUUAAGGAAUGUCACAAAAAUCACAGCAUUCUGAAAUUUUUUGGUCAUUGCAAUGAUCUCGAUCGGGAGAUGAGAAAAUGCUUGAAGAAUGAGUACAUGGAAAAGAGGACCAAGAGCAGGGAGCAUGGCAAUGCGAUGAGAAAAAGACUUUUUAAUCCCACAGAGGAAUCUGAAAAAUAAAUUAGAGGCAUACCUCGUUUUAUUGUGCUUCGUUUUAUUGAGCUUCGCAGAUAAUGCAUUUUUUCAAAUUGAAGGUUUGUGGCAACCCUGCGUCGAGCAAGUCUAUUGGCGCGUUUUCCAACAGCAUUUGUCACCUUGUGUCUCUGUAUCACAUUUUGUAAUUCUCACAGUAUUUCAAACUUUAUAAUCACUAUCAUAUUUCUUAUGGUGAUCUGUGAUGUUACUAUUGUAAUCGUUUUGGAGUGCCACAAGCGUGCCCAUAUAAGACCGUGAACUUAAUCAGUGUAUGUAUUCUGACUGCUUACCCACCAGCCAUUCCCUCAUCUCUCCCUGUCCUUGGGCCUCCCUCUCCCCUGAGACUCAACAUAUUGAAAUUAGGCCAGUUAGUAAUCCUAUGAUGAUGGUCUCUCAGUGUUCACGUAAAAGGAAGAGUCUGCCAUCUCUCACUCUCAGUCUAAAGCUCGACAUGAUUAAGCUCGGUGAGAAAGGCACAUUGAAAGCUGAGAUAGGCUGGAGCCAGGCCUCUUGCACCAGUCGGCGAAGUUGUGAAUGCAAAGGGAAAGUUCUUGAAGGAAAGUACAAGUGCUACUCCGGUGAACACACAAAAACGUUAAGAAAGUGAAACAGCCUUGUUUUAGUGUUCUGGACAGAAGAUCAAACAUCCCCUUAAGCCAAAGCUUAAUCCAGAGCAAAGUCCUAACUCUUCAAUUCUGUGAGGGUUAACAGGUGAGAAAGCUGCAGAAGAAAAGUUUGAAGACAUUGGUUUGUGAGGUUUAAAGGAAAGAAGCCAUCCCUAGGACGUACAAGUGCAUGGUGAAGCAGCAAAGGCUGGUGUAGAAGCUGCAGCAACGUUGAGGCAAGACCCUCCACGAGCAAAGGAUUAUGACUUGCUGAAAGCUCAGAUGAUACGGUUAGCACUUUUCAGCAAUAAAGUAUUUUUUAAGUAAGGCAUGUAUGUUGUUCUUUAGACAUAAUGCUACUGUACAUGUAAUAAACUACAAUAUUAUAUAAACAUAACUUUUGUAUGUGUUGGGAAGCCAAAGCAUUCAUUUGACUUAUUCUGUUGUGGUACUUGCUUUAUUUUGGUGGUCUGGAACGAAAUCUGUGGUAUCUCUGAGGUUUGCCUGUAUCCUUUCUCUGGAUGCCGUGGCUGAGAGAAGACCUAAAGACUUAAAGGUCUUACCUGCAAGAAUCUUACCUCAUUUGGUCUCCAGAAUCUUUUGAAUGGGAAGUGACCUACGGAGAAAGACGGAAACCCUGAUUCUGAAUAUUUGUUGGGUGGAACCUUAGAUACGCUCUCUCAUUUGCCAACAUACCUGACUUCCAACACGUUUCUUCCCUUUGCCAGCAGUCAGUUAAUAUUUGUGUAACUUUCUCCUUCAAUAAAAUAAUUGACUUUAAUUAUA